Molecule: messenger RNA, 703 nt
Organism: Aedes aegypti (yellow fever mosquito)
Lineage: Eukaryota; Metazoa; Arthropoda; Insecta; Diptera; Culicidae
Gene: ND-B14.7
Exons: 3
Coding region: 120-623 (167 amino acids)
Biological process (GO): mitochondrial respiratory chain complex I assembly
Source: RefSeq, a predicted model, not a curated record
ACUGUGCAGUCAAAAUCACCAAAAUCAGCCGCUGAAGCAGAACUGUCAAACCUCGCAUUCGGCAACAACAUCUCAGCAUAGUUACGUAAAAUUGCCUUUUUCCAUUAUUUCAGGCAAGGAUGAGUCUGAUAAAGGCGAACUACUACGACAGCCCGGAGGGCUCGAACUUGUUCGAGAAGAUGGUGGCCACCAACAAGUACGCCCUGGCUGCCGGUCUCGGUUGGUCCUCGAUCGAAGUGCUGAUGAUUUCCAAGCCAAAGGGAGUCGUUCCGUCGCUUGCCCGAUACGUUUACUUUACCGGUCCGUUCAUGGGAAUGGCUUCGGCGUUCACUGUCGGAACCUACGCGGCCACCAAGCUGCGAGGAAAGGACGACACCUGGAACUACAUCGUCGGUGCCGUUGCCUCGGGCGGAGUGUACGGUGCCUGGAAGCGUAGCGUCGUGGCCGGUUUGGUGUCUGGAUUGUUCUUCAGCAUGGCCGGUCUCGUCAAGAAGCAUUCGAUCGACAACAAGUGGGAAUUCUUCCCGGACACGAAUCGUCACGCUAUCGGAGCCCUCAACCCGAACCGGUACGAUUUCACUCUGACGCAGGAACGCGAACGGGGCUGGACUACCGGUAAGUAAGGUGGGGUGGUUUUGCUCUGAAUCGGAUCACGUGUUAAUGCAAGAAGGCUAGAAAUAUACGAUUGUACAAAGGUAUCGAA